GUCUCAACUCGAUAAUUUGGUUGUCUUAUAUACCCCAUCUGUUUCUGUCUUCUACCUCUAUCCUGCUUGACUGCUUCCAUCAGCAACAUCAACAACCAUUAUUUGUUAGUGAUUAUAUUUUCCAUCGGCGGUCAAUAUCACCCAACAUGAGUGUCCCAAAGUCAGAAUAUCUCAGCUCCGUAUGGGCACCCGGCAUCUUUGCCAACCGGGUUCUCUUCGUCACCGGUGGUGCCGGCACCAUCUGCAGUGCGCAAACUCGCGCCAUGGUCCAUCUGGGAGCUGACGCAUGCAUCAUUGGUCGCAACCCAGAAAAGACUGAAAAAGCGGCCAAAGACAUCGCCAAGGUCCGCUCUGGAGCUCGUGUCAUUGGCAUUGGCAAUGUCGAUGUCAGGAACUUUGACAACCUCAAGGCGGCCGCCGAGCGGUGCGUCAAGGAGCUGGGAGCCAUCGACUUUGUCAUCGCUGGUGCCGCUGGAAACUUCAUUGCUCCUAUUUCCGGUUUGAGCCCCAACGCCUUCAAGGCUGUCAUCGACAUCGACACCAUUGGUACUUUCAACACCGUCAAGGCCACUAUCCCUUAUCUCAUCGAGUCGGCUGCCAGGAACCCGAACCCCAACCCGAAUGGCCUCACUGGCGGUCGCAUCAUCUCGGUUUCCGCUACCUUCCACUACACAGGCAUGCCCCUGCAGGCCCAUGUGUCCGCUGCCAAGGCCGCCGUGGAUUCCCUCAUGGCCAGCGUCUCUCUUGAAUACGGCCCCUACGGUGUUACUGCCAACGUCAUUGCUCCCGGUGCCAUUGAAGGUACGGAGGGUAUGGAGCGCCUGGCCAGCAGCGCUGCCGACAAGCAGAAGAUGACCAAGGCUGUUCCCAGCGGCAGAUGGGGAAGCCGCCGUGAUAUCGCUGACGCUACUGUUUACCUAUUCAGUGAUGCUGGUAACUAUGUCAAUGGUACCACUCUCGUCGUUGAUGGCGCUGGCUGGAGGCGACAGGGAGGAAACGACAUUGGCAUUGACGAAGGCAUGGAGUAUCCCGACUUCCUGCUUACUGGCCAGAUCAGCAAAAACCUGAAAGACGGGAGAAAGCAAAAGUCCAAGCUUUAAAACAUGGGAUUCCAAAAAAUGUUAUCAGUUUGUCACACCGGAGCGUUUGUGAUACCAUCGGGCCAUGCCACGGCAGCAUGGUUGCAAGGCGUUCGGGUCGGAGCAGGCGUGCUAAAUGAUUGCAUAUUUCUCUGCUACUGGU
Messenger RNA from Neurospora hispaniola, 1242 nucleotides. RefSeq names its product sporulation protein SPS19. The transcript is spliced from 3 exons. Gene Ontology annotation, cellular component: peroxisome. The record is from RefSeq and is a predicted model, not a curated record. Gene Ontology annotation, molecular function: 2,4-dienoyl-CoA reductase (NADPH) activity. The coding region runs from base 147 to 1100 and encodes 317 amino acids. NCBI's taxonomy places the organism in Eukaryota, Fungi, Ascomycota, Sordariomycetes, Sordariales, Sordariaceae. Gene Ontology annotation, biological process: fatty acid catabolic process.